AACCUGCGCGCGCUCAGACCCGCUCCGCUCCCGCACCGAGCACCGAGCACCCACACCGCGCCCGCCGACAUGGAAGAGGAACACACCGGCAGCACCCAAGGGAGCACCCAAGGGAGCACCCACAACCUGCCCGGCUUCGCGCAGUCCACCCCGGGCGCCGCGCAGCCCCAGCCCGCGGACGGAGACGAGAUCCUGGUGCCGAGCUUCAGCCCCGGCUCCGCUCCGUCCUCCCCGACUCCCACGGGCACUCUCACCCGCCUGGGCAUGUCUCUGCGCGGCCACAGCGGAGCCCCGGCCCCCGCCAGCCCCACGGAGCGCGGCCAGGUGAGCGCCAUUACGGUGGUGGCGCUCCUGGAUAAGUUGGUGAACAUGAUGGAGUCGGUGCAGCAGAACCAGCAGCGCAUGGAGCAGCGUCAGGAGGAGCUGGAGGGAGCGGUGAGAGCGGUGCAGGGCGACGUGACGCGGCUGUCCAAGGCGCACCUCAACACGGCCAACAACGUCAACAAGCUCCUGGAGCGCUCCCGGAAGAUGAGCGGCGGCGUGAAGGAGGUGAAGGAGCGGCUGGAUAAGCAGGCCGUGCAGGUGAAGCGCCUGGAGAACAACCACGCGCACCUGCUCAAGAGGAACCACUUCAAGGUGCUCAUCUUCCAGGAGGACAAUGAGAUCCCCACUGACGUCUUCGUGAAGGACUCUCUGAAGGCUUCUCUUCCUCAGUUUGACGAGCCCGCCCUCGCCUCCUCUAUCGCCGGCUCGGUCUCCGCCCACCCGCCCUCCAUCGCCGGCUCCGCCUCCAUAGCGCCCUCUGUGUCGGGCUCUGUGGACGUGCGCUCUCCGGAGGAAGGCCUUCAUACCGUGAGUCUGAGCUCUGAUGAAGACGAUGAGCUGAAUCUGCACCGUGAGCUGCCAGAAGAGGGCGGCGACGCUGACUCCACUCUGGGCCUUGGUUCGAGCCGUCCCUAUGAGAGACGCGCCGAUCGGUUCAAACGAAACAGUCUGAAGAAAGUGGACAGUCUGAAGAAGGCCUUCACCAGACAGAACAUCGAGAAGAAGAUGAACCAGAUCACCACCAAGAUCGUCCCUCCAGAAAAACGAGAAAAGAUUAUCAAGAGUCUAACCCCCAACCACCCCAAGAGCCCCACGGCCAGGGCCUCCUCCUUUAAGGUCGCCCCCAUGACCUUCAACGUCAAGAAGAUGAGAGACGGUCAGACCCCCACACCAGAGGCCAGCCCCUCCUCGGCCGCAGCCCACGUAGAGAUCCCUCCUCUGGGCAGCCCGGACAAGGACAUCCGCAUGGACCUGGACGUGGAAGGAGGGGCGGUGGCUCCGGUCCGUGAAGCCCUCCAGGAGUGCAGUGUCCAGGCAGAGAUCUCCGUCAACGGGGAGGUGGAUGUGGAGGUCAACGGGGACACCCACUCUGCCAACGACACCCACUCUGCUGGGGACCAUUCUGUGGAGGAGCCGAGCACAGAGGAGCCGACCAGUCCUGAGGCCGGCGCGGAGGUGACUGUCGGAGCGGGUUUGGCCGUCCCCGAGUCGGUGGAUGACGUGGGAGAGGAGGAAGAGGAGGAGGAAGAGGAGAGUCCGACAGAGGGCGCGACGGAGGCGAGCAUCACCGCAGAAACCUCUCCCUCGGCAACCAUCCCCACGGCAACCAUCGCAGUGGAACAAGCAUCUUAAUGUGACAAGAGUUUAGAGUUUUAACAUCGUCUGAAAAUAUAAGAAAUUCUAGAAAGUUUACCUGAUCCAGAGAAAACACUUUUUUUCUCACAUUUACUUAAAGCGACAGAUCAUGUUUUACACUAAAAUGAUCCAAAUGAGUGUGGUGAAGGUGUUUGGACUUUAAAAACCCAGAGGAGCAUUUCUCAUGGUGUAAGAGUGUUGUGAAGUGUGCAGAGGGACACAGGAUUACUGAAACAUGCAUGAAUGAAACAAAACACAACUCCAGGGAUGUUUCUGAGGAGAACAGGGUUAAAGCCUCACUGCGGAGCAUUACAACAGGGUUACGAAGGUUUCAAAAUAGUUAUAUCAAAUAAUUCCUCUUGUGAUUUGAGUGUGCUCCUUUUUCCUCUUCUUUAAAAGCACCAAAGUCCCAGAGCCAAAACAAACCCCCUUCAGCCGUGAAUGGGACACUUCACCCAGGGCCGUCCUCUCCUCGCCUGCCCCAAAACAGGCUCAUCUCCUGGGCACGAGGCCAGACGGCUCCCCCCGAAAACACCAGAGCACCAUAAGUACCAGCUCAGAGCUAAACCAGGACUAACCCACGACUAAUGUACGAGGAUUUAAACAGGUCUUAUCCAGGGCUAAACUGGGACUAAACCAAGACUAAACCAGGACACAUUCAACUCUGGACUAAAUCUGAAAGUAGACUCAACCAGGACUCAAAACCAGGUCUAAACCGAGACUAAAACAGAACUAAACCAUGAGUAAGAUGGGAGUAUGACAGGACUAAAGCAAGAUUUUAACCUAUUCUAAAACAGGACUACACCAGGUUUAAACCGGGUCUAAGACCAGGAAUAAAAGCAGGCCAAAACCAGCUAUGAACCUGGACUUCAAAAAGGUCUAAAUCUGGUCUAACCUGGGUCUAAACCAGGACUUAAACCUAGUCUAAACCAGGAAUGAUUUAGAACAAGGACUAUGCUGAGUCUAAGACAGGACUUAGAUCUAAAAGCAGGUCUAAUCAAGGCUUAAACCAGGACUGAACCAGGACUAACCCACGACUGUUAUACAAGGAUUUAAACAGGUCUUAUUCAGAGCUAAACUGGGACUAAACCAAGACUACACCAGGACUAGGGGUGCAUUCACACAUACAACUGUGGACUAAAUCUGAAACUAGACUGAACCAGGAUUCAGAACCAGGUCUAAACAAGGUCUAAACCAGGACUAAACCAGAACUAAACCAUGAGUAAGAUGGGAGUAUGACAGGACUAAAGCAAGAUUUUAACCUAUUCUAGAUCAGGACUACACCAGGUUUAAACCGGGUCUAAGACCAGGACUAAAAGCAGGCCAAAACCAACUAUGAACCUGGACUUCAAAAAGGUCUGAAUCGGGUUUAACGUGGGUCUAAACCAGGACUUAAACUCAGUCUAAACCAGGAAUGAACUAGAACUUAACAAGGACUACUCUGAGUCUAAGACAGGACUUAGAUCUAAAAGCAGGUCUAAUCAAGGCCUAAACCAGGACUGAACCAGGACUAACCCACGACUAUUAUACAAGGAUUUAAACAGAUCUUAUUCAGAGCUAAACUGGGACUAAACCAAGACUAAACCAGGACUAGGGGUGCAUUCACACAUACAACUGUGGACUAAAUCUGAAACUAGACUGAACCAGGAUUCAAAACCAGACCUAAACCAGGUCUAAACCGGGACUAAAAAAGAAUGAGUACAAUGGGAAUAUGACAGGAUUAAACCAAGAUUUCAACCUAUUCUAAAACAGGACUACACCAGGUUUAAACUGGGUCCAAGACCAGGACUAAAAGCAGACCAAAACCAACAAUAAACCAGGACUUCAAAAAGGCCUAAAUCAGGUCUAACCUGGGUCUAAACCAGGACUUAAACCCAGUCUAAACCAGAAAUGAACCAGAACUUAACAAGAACUCUAAGACUAAAACAGGACUUAGAUUUAAAAGCAGGUCUAAUCCAGGCCUAAACCAGGACUAAAAACUGUCACUAGUACAAAAGAAACUAAGACCAGGAUUAAAACAGGACUAAAGCGGGUCAUUGGUCCAUCUCUGGUCACACAGAGCCCUGCCUCGCUCCCCCGUCUCCCCCCGUCUCCCUCUCUCACAAACCUCCUCUUUGUGCUUUGUUGUUGUGGCUGAAAAUACUAAAUCUCCAGCUCUUUUAAGUGGAGCGGGGUUGCCAGGUUGAGUCAUGGGUUGCCAGGUUGGGCGAGGGGUUGCCAGGUUGACUGAGAGCAGGAAUGGAGCGUUGCCGUGGUUUCAGGCCAAAGGAUGUAGUUGCAAUAAACAAGAAAAUACCACCUCAGAAAUAUGUGUGGGUGAAAACAAGGACUAAACCAGGACUAAACCAGGACUAAACCAGGACUAAAUCAGGACUAAAUCAGGACUAACCAGGUCCAAACAAGGACUUAACCAGGUGUAAACCAGGUCUAAACUGGGACAAAAACUAAAACUGAACCAGACCUAUUUCUAACCAGGCCUAAACAAGACCUUAAUCAGGACUUGAUCUGAUCUUAAACAGUUCUAAAUCAGAAUGGUCCAUUCCAGGACUUCACCAGAUCUAAUCCAGGACUAGUUGUAGACCAGAACCAAACCAGGUCCAAACAAAGACUAAACUGGAACUAGUUCUACCCAGAUCUAGACCAGGUUUAAACAAAGUCUAAAACAGGACUAAACUCGAACUGAAUCAGAACUAUUUCUGACCAGCUCCAAACAAGAACUGACCAGAUCAAAACCAGGACUGAACCAGGACUAAACCAGGCCUAAACCAGGACUAAAUCAAGUGUAAACAACGACUAAACCAGAUUUAAACCAGGAUCUAAACCAUAACUAAAUGGUCCAAAUUGGGACUUAACUGAUCCAACCCCGGUCCCAAUCAGGAAUAAACCAGGACCAAACCAGAUCUAAACCAGUUCUAAACUAGGACUAAACCAGGACUAAAUUUGGCCUAAACCAUGUCUAAACCAGGAUUAAACCAGAUUUAAACCAGGACUGAACUAAGUUUAAGCCAUAUAUAAACAAGGAUUGAACAAGGUCUAAACAAGGUCUAAACCAGAUCUAAACCAGAUCUAAAUUAGGACUAAACUAGGUCUAAACCAGGUCUAAACCAGUACUAAACCAGUACUAAACAAGGUCUAAACCCAGGUCUAAACCAGAACUAAACCAGGACUAAACCAGGACUAAACCAGGUCUAUACCCACACAUAUCUGGAUGGUAUGGUCGUGGUGUUUGAGGUGAACAUAUGUCAGUGUGAGUGUGUUUCCAUGGCGAUGUGUAAAAGUCCAGUAUGUGAUAGUUUCAGGUGAGACGGAGGAGCAGGACAAAACCAUCCCACUGUUUUGAAUAUGGAAAUACACAGCAGGACUCAUUUGAAUCUGGAUGUUUACUAUUAUACAGCAACUACUACUGCUACUACUACUACUACUACUACUACUACUACUACUACUACUACUACUACUACUACUACUAUUACUACUAUUACUACUAUUACUGCAACUAAAACACCUACUUCUACUACCACCGCCUAUACUGCUGCUUACUGCUACUACUGCAAAUGUUACUGUUCAUAUGUGUACUGCUAAUACUGCUUUAUACUACUACUACUACUACACAUGCUAGUAUUACAACUACUACUACUACUGCCAGUAUUGCUGCUGCUGCUACUAAGAAAUAUGACUACUACUACUACUGCUAAUGUUACUACUCCUGCUACUGUAUUACUGUUUCUGAUAGGCUUCUUCUAAAACUACUACUAACUACUACUACUACAGCUACUACAACUGCAAAUAAUGUUACUGCUACUACUACUAUGACAGUGACUACAACUACUGACACUACAAAUAAUACAACUAAAAUACCAUCAUUGUUACAGCUGCAAGUUCAUUUAUUGUAACAACUAAACAAUUACUUCUGUUACGACCACUGCCAAUACUGCUGCUACUACUACUACAACAACUACUACUACUACUACUGCUGCUAUUACUACUACUAUGACGAUGAAUGCUACUACUACUGACACUACUAUUACUGCAACUAAAACACCUUCAUUGUUACAGCUGCGAGUACAAGUAUUGUAACAACUCUAAACAAUUACUUCUGUUACUAGCAAUACUGCUGCUGCUACUCCCACAACUACUACUAUUACUACUACUACUACUACUACUACUA
This is a messenger RNA of Boleophthalmus pectinirostris (great blue-spotted mudskipper), 5845 nucleotides long. RefSeq names its product caveolae associated protein 2a (gene cavin2a). Bases 70 to 1677 code for a protein of 535 amino acids. The record is from RefSeq and is a predicted model, not a curated record. Gene Ontology annotation, molecular function: protein kinase C binding. Lineage: Eukaryota; Metazoa; Chordata; Actinopteri; Gobiiformes; Gobiidae. Gene Ontology annotation, cellular component: caveola; cytoplasm. The transcript has 5 exons.